Molecule: messenger RNA, 1215 nt
Organism: Nasonia vitripennis (jewel wasp)
Lineage: Eukaryota; Metazoa; Arthropoda; Insecta; Hymenoptera; Pteromalidae
Product: retinol dehydrogenase 12
Exons: 6
Coding region: 176-1150 (324 amino acids)
Source: RefSeq, a predicted model, not a curated record
UCACGUCAGCUGUAUUUUGAAUUCACGCAGACCUAACCUCAGUUAUUGCUCAAAUUUCGGUAGUUUCUGUAGCUGAAUGGAACUAAUAAUUUGUGUCAUACAUUAAUGACAUAACGACAGUUUUAUAGAUUUAUUAUAGUUUCAAUUUGUAUAUGUUUGAUGUGUAAUUGAUAAUAUGGCUCCGCUGCCAAAGUCAAUUAUUUGGGGAAGUACCAUUGCUUCCCUAACAGGAUUCGUUUAUCUACUUAAAGAUUACAAUGGUGGUAAAAAGUAUGAAGGAAACGAAAAGUUAACUGACAAAGUAGUUAUUGUAACUGGUGCCAAUACUGGCAUAGGGAAAGAAGUUGCGCAUGAUUUAGCCAAACGAGAGGCAAGGGUUAUUAUGGCUUGCAGAGACAUGUUCAAGUGUGAAACGGCGAGAAAACAAAUAGUUAUUGAUACAAAAAAUAAAUAUGUGUAUUGUAGAAAGUGUGACUUGGCAUCUCAAGAAAGUAUUCGAGAUUUUGUAAAACUUUUCAAAAAAGAACAUCAAAAAUUGCACAUUCUCAUAAAUAAUGCUGGAGUCAUGAGAUGCCCCAAAAGUCAAACUAAAGAGGGAAUCGAAAUGCAAUUGGGAGUGAACCAUAUGGGCCAUUUCCUUUUGACAAAUUUAUUAUUAGACACUUUGAAAGCCUCAGCACCCGCAAGAAUUAUAAAUGUUUCCAGCUUGGCUCAUGCAAGAGGAAAAAUCAAUAUGUAUGAUCUUAACAGCGAUGAAAAUUAUGAUCCUGCUGCUGCAUACGCGCAGAGUAAAUUGGCUAAUGUGAUGUUCACCACAGAAUUAGCUAAGCGAUUAAAAGGUACCGGAGUAACAGUCAAUGCAGUGCAUCCAGGUAUUGUUGACACAGAGUUGACAAGGCACAUGGGUUAUUAUACUAGCGGUUUUAGUGCUAUUUUCUUAAAACCUCUCAUCUGGCCAUUCAUAAGAACGCCAAAACAAGGAGCACAAACAAUUUUGUACGCCGCCUUGAGUCCUGAAUUGGAAAAAGUGACAGGGCAGUACUUUAGCAAUUGCAAGAGGGAAGACGUCAACCCUAUUGCAGAGAAAGAGGACUUGCUGGAAUGGCUAUGGAAAACCAGUGAAAAAUGGACUCACUUGUCGAAUAGUUAACUAUUGUAAUUUUUAAAUUGUUUGUAGAUAAUCAUUUCUAUAAUAAAACUUUUGUUGAUAUUUAA